Molecule: messenger RNA, 7938 nt
Organism: Dunckerocampus dactyliophorus (ringed pipefish)
Lineage: Eukaryota; Metazoa; Chordata; Actinopteri; Syngnathiformes; Syngnathidae
Gene: klhl3
Product: kelch-like family member 3
Exons: 15
Coding region: 931-2709 (592 amino acids)
Molecular function (GO): protein binding
Source: RefSeq, a predicted model, not a curated record
AUUGUACAACAUGCAUGCCGCCUCGAUGGCCAUCAGGGGGCAGGAGCGUCGCUCAUUGUCUGCUCGAGCUGGGCGAUAUUACAAAUUUUGGUAUCUACUAGAUACUGACGAUUCAAUUGUAUUGCCUUCUAAUUUGAUCACUAAUAAAACGGGACACAGAUGUAGAAUGAAUACAAUGAUACAGAUUUAUUAUACAAUUGUAGUCAAUAGUGCACAUUAACAGCGAAACUUAAUGCCCUUAAUGCGUAUGCUUUUUUGCCAAAUCCCUCCUGUAUCAAACCAUUGUAUCGGCAAUACUGUAUAAACAAAUUUGUGAAGAAAAGACAAACUAUUAAUCUCAUCACGCUAGUAUCGAUCCGAUAUAGAUACGGCCGGUAUCGGUGCAAUUGAUAUUUGAAUCGAUCCACAUCGGCCAUUUUAUUUGGGAUAAUAUGAGGGUGAAGGUAGAGCAGGGAGCACCGAGUGAAUGAUUUUUUUUUAAGCCUAUAAGAUAUUUGCAUACGUUAGGAGCUGUUUCUAAAGAUUGCCUCACAUUUGGGCGACAUUGUUUUUGUUCUGUUGGAUCCCCCCCAAAUCCCCGCUCUGAUUGUCUAUGCUUACAAGCGGUUCGAGUUCUCAUGUUUCACCAUCCGGCUACAACAAUUUCAUUGUCUUUUGGUUGUUCGCAAUGCACUACUAAUAAAAAUGUGUGACCGCUGUCCUGUCUGUACAGACACACAUUGUAUAAUAUACAAUACAAUAUAAAUGAAUGUAUAAUACAUUUACUGUGUGGUGGAGGGUAAACAUUUAUAAUAUUAUUCAUAACAACCAAGCAAUGUGCAGGAGUAGUCGUACUUUGAAAAGAAAUAGAGUGGCGAUCACUCCCCAAAUGACAAUCCUUGUGUCAGUGGGCGCGCUUACCCUCGGUGGUGCGGUUUAGACUCAGCGAGGAUGGACGAUGUGUCGCCGGGUGAGGAGGUGCCAUCACGUUUCAAGUGCAAUGCCGAACCGGAUGAGGACGAAGCAGGAAAUGGCGGGAUGCUCACCUUCAACCAUGCGCACAUGAGGAAAGCAUUCCAGCUCAUGAACGACCUGAGGGGUAAGAACAUGCUAUGUGACGUCCAGCUGGUGGCGGGAAGCGUCACGGUGGCGGCGCACAGGGUGGUCCUGGCUGCCUCUAGCCCCUACUUCUGUGCCAUGUUUACAGGUGAUAUGAGCGAGAGCAAGGCCCAGCAGGUGGAGAUCGGCGAGGUGGAUGGACCGACACUCAGCAAGCUGGUGGACUACAUAUACACGGCUGAAAUAGAGGUCACUGAAGACAACGUCCAGGUUCUGCUGCCGGCCGCCAGUCUGUUACAGCUGAUGGACGUGCGUCAAGUUUGCUGCGACUUCCUGCAAGCGCAACUUCACCCCUCCAAUUGUUUGGGCAUCCGUGCCUUUGCUGACCUGCACACGUGCACACAACUUGUCAGCCAGGCGCACGCCUACGCUGAGCAGCACUUCUCUGAGGUGGUGCAGUGUGAAGAGUUUGUGGCUCUUUCCUUGCAGCAGGUCUGCAGCCUCUUCUCCAGCGACAAGCUCACCGUCUGCACUGAAGAGAAGGUGUUUGAGGCCAUGAUCUCGUGGAUCAAACAGGACAAAGCGGCUCGCGUGGAGCACAUGCCUAAACUGAUGGAGCACGUUCGCCUGCCUCUGCUGUCUCGCGACUACCUGGUGCAGAUAGCAGAGGAGGAGGCUCUGAUAAAGAACAACAACACCUGCAAGGACUUUCUCAUUGAGGCCAUGAAGUAUCACUUGAUGCCUGCUGACCAAAGACACCUCAUCAAGACGGACAGGACGAGACCACGGACGCCAGUCAGCAUCCCCAAGGUGAUGAUGGUGGUGGGCGGGCAGGCUCCUAAAGCCAUCCGCAGUGUGGAGUGUUAUGACGUCCAAGAAGAUCGAUGGUACCAAGUGGCCGAGCUGCCGUCAAGACGCUGCAGAGCAGGUGUGGUGUCCGUGGCGGGUCGUGUAUACGCGGUUGGCGGCUUCAACAGUUCCCUUCGAGAAAGGACAGUGGACGUCUACGAUGGUGUGAGGGACCAGUGGUGUCCCGUGGCGAGCAUGCAGGAGAGACGCAGCACGCUGGGAGCGGCCAUGUUGGGAGGUCUGCUCUACGCUGUGGGCGGAUUUAACGGCAGCAUAGGUUUGUCCACAGUAGAAGUGUACAAUCCUAAAAGUAACGAGUGGACGUACAUCACGUCGAUGAACACACGGCGCAGCAGUGUUGGUGUCGGUGUGGUCGACGGUAAGCUGUACGCAGUGGGAGGUUACGAUGGAGCGUCUCGUCAGUGUCUCAGCACGGUGGAAGAAUACAACCCUGCUACUGAUCAAUGGUGUUACGUUGCUGACAUGAGCACACGACGGAGUGGAGCAGGUGUUGGGGUACUGGGGGGACAGCUGUAUGCAGCCGGCGGCCAUGAUGGACCUCUGGUGAGGAAGAGCGUGGAGGUUUACGACCCGCAAAGCAACACGUGGAGGCCCAUGUGCGACAUGAACAUGUGCCGCCGCAAUGCUGGAGUGUGCACCAUCAACGGUCUGCUCUACGUGAUCGGAGGAGACGACGGCUCGUGCAACCUUUCCUCCGUCGAGUUCUACGACCCGGCCGCCGACAAGUGGAGCCUCAUCCCCACAAACAUGAGCAAUGGGCGGAGCUAUGCUGGCGUCGCAGUCAUCGACAAACCCUUCUGAGCGCAGGAAGUGCUCUUGACAUUGGAAACUUGACGAGCAGUCACAAAAGCGAGACGUCCACGGAGCUGAAACGAGCCAAUCAGGACGGAUCCUGGCGGGUUCUGGAUUGUCGCUGUUUACACUGUGGAGGACACUCCCGGUGAUAAAAAAAAAAAAGAGACGUAUGCACUUUGGUGUCAAAAGCACAUUUUCCUUCUCAGGCUCUCAAGCUGGAAGGAGCUGCUGCCAUGAGGUGCAUGUUGGAAGAUGCACCACCAGGCGGCGCUCUCACUGGAACGCUUCUUUGUUUACUUUGAGAGAAAGAAUUUUCAUAUGCAGGUGAGCUUUAUGAGCACCAGCAACACUGCUGAGGUGUGGACACUACUGAUGAUGAUGAGAUGAGGGUCACAUGACUGAUGUUUCAAAGUGCCAGUAGUAAUCACAUGUGAAGAAUGCUGACUUUGAAAGAGUCAAAAUUCACUGUAGAGUUUAAACUUUCUGGUUAUUUAUUACAUGCAAAGCAUUUGUUAGUGUCAAAGUCAUGUUGCCUUAGUGCUUCACAUGAUUUUACAUGUUUCCAAUAUGCUAAACUACAUGGAUUUAAAACAUUUAACGACCCAUUCUUGCAGCUUUUUACGGUUUAAGCCACUUUCUACAAUUCUUGAAGCGCCGGAUCAUUUGUGUGACGUCACCACUGCGCGUCAACAGCGACGAGGACAGCACAGCUAUGAAGCCCAGCUUCGGACAUUAUUUCCGGGUUUUCCUUCUCUGGGAAGCGCCAAAACGUCCGUCAUAACAAAAGAAACGGAGGAAGUUGAGCGUCUGAGAAAAGUUCGCAAAUAACCCAUAAUAUUGUUGCGUCCUAAUAGUCACAAAGACUGACGCCCUUUUUUAAGUUUUAUUGCCAAACUUGACACCAACUGUAGUGCAGUUCCAACAGUCAGCUCGCAUACACGCCUUUUCCUCGCCACAAUCGCAACACGACGAAUAAAAUUCAUAGCGAGGUGCAUUCAGGAACACCAGAAUUUUGAAAGUCAAUGUUACAGCCGGCAGUUUCAAUUCGUUAGUUUUAUAUGGAUGUCGCCAGGCGCCAUUGUUUACUACUACACCAGAAGCUAGCGAACUAGCUAGUCCAGGAGAAAAGGGGUUUGCGGUUGCGCUGACUCAGGAAAAACGCGCCCCUAGCGUUAUAACGGAUAACUGCUGAGUUAAAAAAGGAAAUACGUCGCUGUAGCAUACUGUUAUUCAAUUUAACUACUCGUUCGCGUGCAUAAGUAUGGAACAUUGCCGUGCACUGUCGGAUGUUGCACUCAACAAGCUGUACCCGGUGAGUGCGCAGUGCGGUACCCUCAGUAGUCGCCAUCUUGGCUACAUAACGUAAAGGAGUGAUGAAACUCGUUUUUUUUUUAAAUUACAACACACACACACACACACACACACACACCAUACAAACACACAAACUUGGCAGCAACUUUAAGUAACACUCAACAAAGAAUCAGAAGAGGUUACUGAACUCGAAUUCCUAAUUAACAAGCUUGUAAAUGUGGCGAUCGUAAUUUCCGGUAAGUGUACAAGGCAGUAAUGGAUUUGUGACAGCACUACACUCUCAAAAUUCAUGCCCUCUGGAGUUAAGUACACAGCGUACACCGUACAGUAGAUUGCCUUCCUUUUAUUACCAAAGAAAGCCUUUAAAAGUACUGACUUGUUUGAAACAGAAAAAAAUAAAAUAAAUCCAAGCUGUCGAUCGUCCACACAAACUUUUAUUGCUGCUUCUUUUUAUGGCACAAAUAAUAGAAUACAUUGUGUAAUUGUUGCUAUGCUGUAACAUGCAAGCCUUUUUUUUGUUAUUUUUUUUUCCAUCACAGAGGACGAGCAGGAUCACACACUAAACGUCUACAUCUGCUUUGUACAGUUAGUGACUAGAAACAAGUCAUUGUUUUCACACACUACGGUAAUUCAUGGUUGUGACAGCUGAUCAUCGUCAUAGAAAAAACAAUCCCAGGGUGAGAAAAUAUCAGGAGGCAAAAAAAGGGAGGGGGGGGGGGGGCACACGUGAAAUAAUUUAAACAUUUCUGACAUUCAUCCUUCAGAUGUUUGUUUAUACAGAACAUAUAUUUAUUCAUAUUUAUAUUUGUAAAGAAGUAGUGCUUCAUUUUGAGAAGACAAAAAACACAACAGGGCUGCAUUCAGGGAAUGCUGUGCAAAUAACAUUUCUUUUCCUUGACAAAGCUCUCCACUUUCAAAUGAGCAGGACUGUCGGACUCACGUGACCUGCCAGCAGGAAACGACCACACGACGGUGACGCUUGCACAGUGGACUACCAGGGGGAGCCGCUGAGUGAGUUGCGCUUUUGUCUUCUUUGCGACAAAUGCCGACCCCAGAGGACGUGCGCGCGUGACCUUCAAACGUUAAAACCGAGGAUAAAAGGUCACCUGACGUCAAGAGCGAUGACCAAAUCGGAUCUCUUUGACGCCGGGUGAGGAGUCGUGCGGACUGGAUGCUACGCGGGCAGUGACUGGCCGAGGGUGCUGUCAAUCAAACGGCGUGCGUGUGUGUGCUCCCUUCGAGUCACACCAUUGCUGCUCUUUCAGACAGUUUGGCAAAUCUUUGUGAUGACUCGAAGGCAGCAACACGUGGACACUUCCUGUCACAUGGUUAGCUGUGUGUCUUCUAGAUGGACUUGGAUGAAUCUUGCUUGCUGAUUAGGACCUCCAGGAGGCGGAGCUUGGCCUUGACCCUCUUGUAGGCUCUGUACUCGUCCAUCAUGGGCUCGCGGUCCUCCUUCUGGACGUUCCUGUCACACAUAGGAGGUUCUGUGUUAAGAUUCGUCAUUCUGGGUCGUGUGGCUUCAAACAUGAAUAAAUGACCACAGUUUGACUCUGGAAAAGAUCAUUUCCAUCUAAAUUUGGAUUCUAGAUGCAAAGAACCUUUGAAGAUCCACAGGAAUGGCACUAGAAACAUUGUGAAUUUCCAGCAUUGUGUGUGUCUGUGUGUGUGUGUGUGCGUGUUCCACCUACCUGCCGUUAUGCUGAUAGAAAUCUUCCUCGAAGUCUCGAAUGGUCUUCCUCAGUUUCUUCUUCUCUGCUCUGGCUUUCCACAGCUGUUCCAGCAGCUCUGGCCUGAGACGGAAAAAGAGGACAGGAAGUGAGGUCAGCAUCUAAACCUGAUUGGAUUCUGUGUGUGUGCGUGUGCGCGCAUACAUGGACGAGGUGUUGGACGUGGACAGUCGCAGGUCGAGCGCGAGCUUCCCUGAGCCUUCCUCCAUCUUGCUGCUGAUUGUCCCUCCAGGGGGGGCGUGGGGAUCCAUGGCCAUGAUGACCUCUGAACUUUGCAUCUCCCCGCCACUGCUCUCGCCUUCCUCUUCCUCUUCUUCCUCCUCCUCCUCCUCCUCUUCGUCCUCGUCUUUCUCUGCCUCCUCCUCGUCCUUGGCAUCUCCUUCCCGCCUUCCCUUGCACUCAUCCUCCUCCUCUUUGAUCUCCUCCCAGAAGUGGGCCGUCUCGCCCUCGAUGAUCGGCUGGAGGGUUUGACUUCGCCUCUUGCUGGAAGGAGACACCUUGGAGAGGAAGUGAAGAGCGUGUGUGAGUGAUGCUAAUGCUAACGCUGCUACCGCGUGUACGGGUGUGCACUCACAGUGGCGGGUGUGAUGGUGACUCUGGUCAGCAUCUGUUUGACAAGCCGGUAGCGCUCGUAGAGAGGCUUCACCACCAGACGCUCCUCUUGAGUCACCUGGAACACACGCAGGACACUUGAUGGACUCAUACUUUCAUCCUUGCAUGCAAUGAAGAAUGAAUAUCGUGCGGGGGUGACUCACCGGUCGGCCGUGCAGGCCUUCGUAGUGCAGCAGGUUCUUUUGCAGGACCGUCUUCUCACAGGACAGCUGCUCUUUGGUCAUCUUCUACACAAAAAUGGCAGGUUUGAGGCUUCAUUGAAUUGCGCCGUCGCCUCCACCAAGACGCACUCGCUCACCUUGAUGUCGUCAGGCCAGCCGUCCUCCCGCCGUUUGCCCGUCACCCUGCGCUGGAUCAGCUCCAGGGUCUCCUCCCUGCUGGGGUGCUGACCUUUCACCUCGCCCGCCGACGCCUCGUGGGCUCCCUGGUCCAGGGUGGAGCCAAAGCUCUUGGGCAGCGUGUUGCUGCGAGGACGAGUCAGGGGGCCGAGCUCGCUCUCGGCGCGGUGUUUGGCGUCUGAAGGGGGUGGAGGAGGACGACCACAGGGACCAAGGUCAAAGAUCAAACAAGAAAACGGCAAGUGAGAUGAACCAAGGAUGGAAGAAAACUGGAAUGUAAACAUCAAUACCUCAUGGAGAUCACAACACGAUGUGACACACACACACACACACACACACACACACACACACACACACACACACACACACCUUCCUAAACCAGAGGUCGGCAACCCGCGGCUUCGGAACCGCAUGCGGCUCUUCAGCCUCCUUGUUGCGGCUCCCUUUGCUGAGCUCAGUGAUUUAAAAUGUUUUUUUUUAACACAAGUACGGGAAAGUGCAUGUUCAAAAAUAAUUUGAAAUAUCCGACUCACUGCAAGUCCGUGAAUGCAUCUAGACUGUGUUCUGACUGCUGAUUGGAUAAGCAAGGGAAGGGGAGGUAGGCUAGUGUAUGCGGCGAGUCUCACUGGAGAGAAAAAAGGUGACUGAGUUUGGAGUUGAGUUUGAAGCAAAUUACUGCACAGUAAAAUGAAACUAUUGAAUUUACAAGAGCAUAGCGAUAUGUUUUAAAACAAUAAGUGCACUGUAGUGUGUGUUCGAAGCACGUGACACGCUAAUCGCCGAGGUGCUGACUCUGGGAGAGGGAGCUGGCGGUGUCAACCUGCUUGUAACGGCUACAAUAUGUUGUUUCACCUUUAUAUCGCCAAAUAUCAGUCCCUACAUUUGUCGCCAGUCGUAUUUGGGAAAACAAAUCACCAACGCAAGUUUAUAUGCUGUGUAAUGUUUUGUGGCUCCAGACUUUUGGGGUUUUUUUUUUUAACUGGAAGAGUAGGCAAAAUGGCUCUUUUGAUGCUAAAGGUUGCCGACCCCUGUCCUAUUUGUUAUUUAAGACAUAAGACUCAUGCUCGUGUGUGUUGCAAUGAAGUGAUGUCAGGGUUUCAGAGUUGAGUUUUAACUGGAGUGGAUUGCAACCGCCACAGUAGCCUGCGUUAUUAUCAUGAUGAUUAUUAAUUAGUAUGUUGUUAUUGUGCAUGUUGUGAGAUCACUUCAACCUGCAAUAAAAGCCUGCUGUUUCGGCAAUCAAA